AUGACGAACAAACAGGAUUCACAUAACACAUCAGAAAUAAAGCCUGCUAAUCAGGUAUCACAUGAGUCCCAGUGUGAACAACCUAAUAAUGUUACAGAGACUCCUGUACCAGAUUCAGGUUCAAUUUCUGUGUCAAGCAGUGACAACAGAAAAGUUUCACGUGAGGAUAUUGAACUUGUCCAGAAUUUGAUAGAACGAUGUCUACAGUUGUAUAUGAAUAGAGAUGAGGUUGUGAAGACCCUACUGAAUCGCGCCAGAAUAGAUCCCGGGUUCACAACAUUAGUGUGGCAGAAAUUAGAAGAAGAAAAUGCUGACUUUUUCCGGGCUUACUACAUAAGACUUAAACUGAAGAAACAAAUUAUCUUAUUCAAUUGCUUGCUUGAGCAUCAGCACCAUCUAAUGAAAUAUCCAGCGCCUCCGAAGGUUCGUUUGGCUCCUAUUCAGAAUGGAAUUCAUCCAAUGGCAGUCAACAACUUACCUAUGGGAUACCCUGUCAUACAGCAGCCUCCAGUUCCCGCUACAGGCCAACACCAUUUUGAUUCUACGGGGUAUUCCACAUCUAGCUGUCACAUUGUUAAUGGAGUUCCAGCACCAGGAAAUUUCUAUCCAAUUCGAAUGACGUCUGGGAAUGAUAUGAUGAUUGACACUGGUGCAGUUGAUGUAUCGCCCUCUAUGCCUCUAAAUAAUACGAUGGCAUCCAUGUCAGAUAUGACCGUAAGCCCCACAUCAGUAGCUUCCACAGGACAUUUCCCUUUCAGCGCAUCAGAGAUAUCUGGCAUGGGAGUUGACACAUCAACCCUUAACACGGCCUUCACGUCUGAUGUGGCAAGUUCAGUAGGACUACAGCUUCCACCCGAUAAUGGUGCUGGAAAUUCUAGAGAUUCCCUAAGAUCCUUGGCUCAGAUACCUUGGAACUUCAGUCUUUCAGACUUGACGGCAGAUCUAUCGAAUUUGGGAGAUCUAGGAGCUCUUGGAAACUAUCCUGGUUCCCCAUUUUUGCCUUCUGAUUCAGAUAUUCUACUCGAUUCUCCGGAGCAUGAUGAUAUUGUAGAGGAGUUCUUUGUUGAUUCUGUUCCUGGGCCGCCAUGCCCGACAUCGGACGAAGAGAAAUCCUAG
Molecule: messenger RNA, 1116 nt
Organism: Fraxinus pennsylvanica
Lineage: Eukaryota; Viridiplantae; Streptophyta; Magnoliopsida; Lamiales; Oleaceae
Source: the annotation of a GenBank genome assembly